CAAUGCAACCCAAUCAAGUGUGUACUAGCCUUACAUUUUAAAUUAUCAAACAACCUUGAAUUUGAGUAAACACUUCAAAUAAAUUACAUAAUCUAAAUUCAGCUACUCAAUCAUGAGUGCCAUGAGGAUAGGCGCGCGCGCGUUUACAACGCAUUUGCUGUCAAAAGGCCAGACCGGCAACAGUUUAGUCAGCCAAAGAAAUAUAUCGACAACAAACAUCAACAAUAUGAAAUUCGUCCAGUUCGCAUAUAAAGACGACCCGAAGCAAAUUCGAGCGGGAUAUUUAGAAGGGGACCGUGUUGUUGAUAUUAAUAAAAUUGAUUCUAAAGCCCCUCAAACAUUGUUGGGAUUGUUGAAUUCGGAAUAUGUGAACAAAGUUUCUGGAUACCCAUCUUCAAAGCCACAAAGCGUGCCACUCUCAGAUGUUACACUGAAGGCUCCAAUCCACGGUGUGGACAAGAUCCUAUGCGUCGCCCUGAACUAUGCUGAUCACUGCAAGGAACAGAAUCUACAAGAGCCCAAGAUACCGAUCAUCUUCAGCAAGUUCUCCAGCACAAUCAUUGGGCCCAACGAGGCUGUGAAGAUUAGGACUCAUAUUUCGAAGAAAGUAGACUGGGAAGUGGAGCUGGCCGUUAUCAUUGGCAAGACUGCAUCAUCAGUGAAAGCUGCGGACGCAUACAAAUACAUAUUCGGGUACACCGUCGCUCAGGACAUUAGCGGACGAGACUGGCAGAAGGAGGCAAAUGGAGGACAGUUUUUACUGGGAAAGUCGCAAGACACAUUCUGCCCAAUCGGGCCGUGCAUAGUAUCGGCCGACGAGAUCGGAGACCCACACACAUUGGACAUCAAAUGUUCCGUGAACAACGAAGAGAAACAAAACAGCAACACUUGUCAGCUGAUCCAUAAGAUACCUGAUGUCAUUGAAAGGAUUAGCUCAAUAAUGACGCUGCUCCCAGGUGACAUUAUCCUCACUGGCACUCCAGGAGGAGUGGGGAUGCACCGAAAACCCCCACAAUUCCUCAAACCAGGCGACACAAUCACCAGUGAAAUUGGAAAAAUUGGAACAUUAGUUGUUUCAGUUGAAGAACAUAAUUAAUGAUUAACUGCCACACUCAGAGUCAUUUAAUGCUUACUUAAACUAUUACUUAGUAACGAUUUUGUAUGGAAAACAACUGUUAAGGACUGGGUUAAGUAACCAUUAAAUGACUCUGAGUGCGCGAGUAAGACUCUAAUUACGUUGAUAUAAGGUCGAGAUUAAUUAAAAUUUGACUUUAGUUCUAUUGAAUUACUGUCAAAAACUGAUCGAUCUAGAGUCCAGAGAUUUGAAGAUCGGCUAUUAUUAAUAUCGGCCUUAAGGUAAGCGUCUACUGGCCCGCAUCGUAGGCAUCGGACACGUCUCACGAAUGCCGUACCGAAAAAUCCGAGUGAAACUGGGAUCGGCAAUCUGAUUGCUAAUAUUCGCGUCGGCAAUCCGAACGCUGCCGAUAGUGUGGACGUAGUCUGAAAAAUUAAUCCGUUUGAUGCGAUUCGAUCGAUGCAUACGAUACGGGCCUAUGGACGCUUGCCUUUAAAGUCAUUUCUCUUUUUGAACACUCUGUACUUACGUUUUUUAAUGCUUUUGUUUAUUUUGUAAUGAAUUUAUUGUAAAUGAUAUAUCUUGCUUGUUUUAUAUACCUGCUUAAAUAUAAGUAUAUACUAUUGUUACAUUUAAUAUAAUCAGUAUAGGUACAGCCUUUAUUCAUAAUGUUUGUUAGCAUUUUUAUUUACGUUUUGUAAAUAAAUCAUGUUUUUAAUAUUGAUGGAA
This is a messenger RNA of Spodoptera frugiperda (fall armyworm), 1804 nucleotides long. Its product is annotated as fumarylacetoacetate hydrolase domain-containing protein 2. Bases 113 to 1096 code for a protein of 327 amino acids. The transcript is spliced from 5 exons. NCBI's taxonomy places the organism in Eukaryota, Metazoa, Arthropoda, Insecta, Lepidoptera, Noctuidae. The record is from RefSeq and is a predicted model, not a curated record. Gene Ontology annotation, molecular function: hydro-lyase activity.